Manis javanica (Malayan pangolin) is the source of this 3295-nucleotide messenger RNA. It is a transcript of the gene IL5RA, whose product is annotated as interleukin 5 receptor subunit alpha. Lineage: Eukaryota; Metazoa; Chordata; Mammalia; Pholidota; Manidae. Gene Ontology annotation, cellular component: membrane; external side of plasma membrane. Gene Ontology annotation, molecular function: protein binding; cytokine receptor activity. The record is from RefSeq and is a predicted model, not a curated record. Gene Ontology annotation, biological process: cytokine-mediated signaling pathway.
CCAGACUUGAUACAUGCUCCCAGCCUGCUGUGCUCAGAUCUAACCUGACCUACACUAGGUGUGACCCUACACAGCUUGACUUGUUAAGGGGUGUGUGUUAAUUUGCCUCUAUUCUACACAAUCCCAGGCACACUGAGCAUCUGCCCUAUGCCUGACACUGUGCAAGGUGCCAGGGCCGCCUGCGGCUGAAAGCAUGAACAUGAUGCAUGAGGUCCUGGCCCUCUCCCCCUGAAUACGGGCACUGGAAGAGAGAGGACCACUGGAAACAGGAUGUGAUCAUCAUGGCACCUGCAUUAUUGUUUCUUUUGGGGGCCACAGCGAUACUGCAAGCACACUUACUUCCUGAUAAAAAAUCCGUUUUGCUUCUCCCACCUGUCAACUUCAGCCUCACUGUUACUGACUUAGCUCAAGUGCUUUUACGCUGGGAACCAAAUCCUGAUCAAGAGCAAAGGGGUGUUAAUCUAGGAUAUCACGUGAGAAUACACACUCCACAAGAAGAAGAUUAUGAUACCAUGAACACUGCAAGCAAGCGUGUGGCCAUCCUUCAUGAGGGCUUCUCAGCCAGUGUGCAAACCGUCCCAUGGGACAGCCACUCUCUCAGGCCAAGCUGCUGGGUUUCUGCUGAACUGAAAGCUCCACCGGGAUCUCCUGGAACCUCAGUUGUGAAUUUAACUUGCACUACAAACACCAUGGUAAACAGUCAUCAGCACUCAAGGCCAUACCAAGUUUCUCUUCACUGCGCCUGGCUCGUUGGCAAGGAUGCCCCUGAGGACACGCAGUAUUUCCUCUACUAUCGGUAUGGUUCUUGGACAGAAGAAUGCCAAGAAUACAGCAAAGACACACUGAAGAGAAAUGUUGCAUGCUGGUUCCCAAGGACGUUUAUCAGCAGCAAAGGGCGAGACACCCUGGCAGUGCAUGUUAACGGCUCAAGCAAGCAUGCGGCAAUCAAGCCCCACGAUCGGCUGCUUGCUCUUCAUGCAAUUGAUCGAGUAAAUCCUCCAAUGAAUGUCACAGCAGAGACUGAAGGAACAUCUCUCUCUAUCCAAUGGGGGAAACCUGUUUCUGCCUUUCCAACCCAUUGCUUUGAUUAUGAAGUAAAAAUUUAUAACAUAAGGAAAGGUUAUUUUCAGACAGAAAAAAUGAUGACCAAUACAUUCACCGUGGUAACUGAUGAUAUUUCUAAGUAUUCCAUUCAAGUGAGAGCAACUGUGAGCUCCGUGUGCAGAGCAGUGGGGCUCUGGAGUGAGUGGAGUCAGCCUAUUUAUGUGGGAAAUGAUGAGCAGAAGCCCUCAACAGAAUGGUUUCUUAUUGUGUUUAUGGCAACCAUCUGCUUCACCUUGUUAAUGUUCUCACUCAUCUGUAGAAAGUGUCACUUAUGGACCAAGUUGUUUCCACCAGUCCCAACACCGAAAAGCAAUAUUAAAGAUUUCUUUGUAAACAUCAACUAUGAGAAAAGUGGUUCCAAUGAAACAGAAACUGAAGUCAUAAGUUACAUGGAAGAGCCUGGACUGGAGAUCCUCGAAGAUUCUGUGUUCUGAUGGCCCAUGUGCCAUUCCAAAACUGAACUGAUACUCAACAUGCCUAAGCAGUAAGAACAGAAACUGCUGUUUGUUCACUAGAAGUUCAGAAUUUACUGAAUACUCAAUUAGCGGUAAGGCAAUACACCCAGACAAAUCUCUCACAAGUGUAGAUGCCUCAUCAAAAUCUCCUUGCUCACUCAGGAUGACAGAUUAAUCUGACCAUUCAGCCAUGUCUACCCUUCCCACUCCACACAGGGUAGCACCUUACCUGCCAGGCUUUGGGAUGUGCAUUAUUUCCCUCAAACUUCUGUGCAGGAGACAAUUUUUACAGAUAAUAUUAACCGUGUUUCCUCUGGGAAUGCCAGCUUGGCUGUUUAAACUGCCAGUGAUAAGACCCAGCUAAAAUCUCAGGAAGAAAGCAUUUUGUACCAGCCUGGUGAGCUUGGAUUCAAGACUGUCUUUCCUAUGGCAAGUGGGAGCCAUGGUGCUUUUUUCCCCCCGAGUUUUAGAAUCCUUUUUACCCCCAUUUUUUCCAGGUAGUGUGUGUGGAGGGGGGCCAGGGUAAGGGUGGCGGUGAGAGAGAUAAAGAUUAUCUCAAGUUCCAUAAGCAUGAUUUCAGUAGCAUAAUUUGAGGCAAACUAAUUAUAAAAUGAAAACCUAAUAUAUUACUUCAUACCAAAUGAGAGGACAGGAUUUUGCUUGAAGAUUAUAUUACUGAAGGCAGACUUGAUAUUCUAGGAAUGUAUUUAGAAAGGUAAAGGGUGGAAUUGUGUUGUGAAAGGGAUCACUUGAUUAAGAAUGAACUUGCUAAAAUAAAAAAGAUGGUGGCGUGAGAAGUGGGGCAGAAACCUUUUCCCAAAAUCACAUAAAAAAAGAAAAUACAGCAAAUACAACUAAUCCUGAAAAUGUGACCUGAAGACUGCAGAACAGACCGCCUACAUCUGGGGAAAAGAGAAGACAUCACAGAAAAGGGUAAAGUAGCAAAGUCACAGUCCUGCAGGACACAAGAGCCCUUCCCCAACCCCGGCUAACAGGCAGAAGAGAAACAAAGCAGAGAAGGAGUAGAAUCCAAGGACUGCUGAACACCCAGCCCUGCAGAUCUGCUCCAGAAACACAAACCCACAUUACACAGUGCUCUGGAGAUUAGUGGGGUUGGAAAGCAAAGACGGGCAGAAUACUCAGAGAGGCUGAGAUUUCAGCUGCUUGUGCAGAACAGGUAUGAACAACCAGCCCACUGAGACAAAAGAAAAGCAGGCAGUUUGAAAAACUUCCCAACAAGAGGGGUGCUAAAGGGGCAAGGAUUACACACACCUUGCUGCUCAGGAUAAUGACAGGUAGACAAAACCUUUGUGGCAUGCUCAGCUCAGCAUGUUGGGAACUCUCAGGAGCUGCAGAUACUCCAUCCCUCUGGCUGACAACGCAGCUUGAGGCCCUCCACUGUGGUACAGAGCCAGACACUCCUUCCUCCCUGCUGGUGCUGGUCCAGCUCACUGCUGCCCCCACCAUUGCGCCAGACCAGCUGGAGGGUGGCCCCACCUACAGCAGCUACAGGGGCAUAAUGCAGAGGCUCCUUCCUGCACACACAGCUCACUGGGCCUGGCAGUGGAGGCAGCAUUACAGCCGGGAAGGCAGGAAACCCUCCCAGCCAAGUUUUUUCCUUCUGGCAGGCACCGCUUCCACUCACCUGCAACCCCUGCCAUUGCCACAGGUGCACGGCAGCUCCAGAAAGUAGAGCUACUGGGCACUAAAGGGCACCACCUACACAAAGUUAUUAU